AUGCUUCCGGGUUGGCGUUGCAGUGGCGUUUCCGACUGGGGGAGCCUCGGCUUCCCAGUCAUCUGAUGAGCCCGAGCAGCUGAGUCCCUUCCCUGUCUUUCACUCUUCUGGCAUCGUUGGUUUUACUUCUUCGGUUGAACCCUGCUUCCUCGACCCCCCUGGGAGGCCGCCUGCUUCAGGCGCCUCCCUUCUCUUCACGAACUCGCUCUGACAGCUGAGGAACUGGCAAGAUCCUGCUACCCAGAGGGUGAAUGGGUAUCUUUCCUGGAAUAAUCCUAAUUUUUCUAAGGGUGAAGUUUGCAACGGCGGCCGUGAUUGUAAGCGGACCCCAGAAGAGUGCCACUCUAAGCCAUGAGAUGUCUGGUCUGAACUGGAAACCCUUUGUAUAUGGCGGCCUUGCCUCUAUUGUUGCUGAGUUUGGAACUUUUCCUGUGGACCUAACCAAAACACGACUGCAAGUUCAAGGCCAAAGCAUCGAUGCCCGCUUCAAAGAGAUAAAAUACCGAGGAAUGUUUCAUGCCUUGUUCCGAAUCUAUAAAGAAGAAGGUGUGUUGGCUCUGUAUUCAGGAAUUGCUCCUGCUUUACUGAGGCAGGCAUCAUAUGGCACCAUUAAGAUUGGCAUUUACCAGAGCUUGAAGAGAUUAUUUGUAGAACGUUUAGAAGAUGAAACUCUUCUAGUUAAUAUGAUCUGUGGGGUAGUGUCAGGAGUGAUAUCUUCCACUAUAGCCAAUCCCACUGAUGUACUAAAGAUUCGAAUGCAGGCUCAGGGAAGCUUGUUCCAAGGCAGCAUGAUUGGCAGCUUCAUUGAUAUAUACCAACAAGAAGGUACCAAGGGUCUGUGGAGGGGUGUUGUUCCAACUGCUCAACGGGCUGCUAUCGUUGUGGGAGUAGAGCUACCAGUCUAUGAUAUUACAAAGAAGCACUUGAUAUUGUCAGGGGUGAUGGGAGACACAAUUUUAACUCACUUUGUUUCCAGCUUUACAUGCGGCUUGGCUGGGGCUCUGGCUUCUAAUCCAGUUGAUGUGGUUCGAACUCGUAUGAUGAACCAGAGGGCAAUUGUGGGACAUGUGGACCUCUACAAGGGUACUUUGGAUGGUAUUUUAAAGAUGUGGAAGCACGAGGGCUUUUUUGCACUCUAUAAAGGAUUUUGGCCGAACUGGCUUCGACUUGGACCCUGGAACAUCAUUUUUUUUAUCACAUACGAGCAGCUUAAGAGACUUCAGAUCUAAGGACUGAAUUAUAUGUGAACCAAGCCCUGCCAACCUUUGUACUCUUUUCUCUGUUUCCUUGUUCAAAUGUAUUUUGACAAACUUAUAAGUGUUUACUGAACCAUUGGUCUCCCAAGAGCCUCCUGAUGGAAGAACAAUAGGAUGGUUCAAAAUUGUUCAUUUGUUUGUGUUACCAUGUUAACUUCCCCGAGAGGGGGUGUUAACAUUGAGAUUCUGGACCCUGAUUGGUAUCUUCUGUGAAGAUGGAUACUGAUGGGUGACAUUGAAAAUGGCCUUCUUUUCAAAUGUGGGUUAAAUGUAGUUGGUUAGCCCCAGACUAGAGCAGAAGGCAUAGGCUAGGGCAGUUACUGCUAUGUAUGUUACAGACCUUGGUUCUCAUUAAAGUAUUUAUUGCAAGAAUCA
Phyllostomus discolor (pale spear-nosed bat) is the source of this 1631-nucleotide messenger RNA. It is a transcript of the gene SLC25A14, whose product is annotated as solute carrier family 25 member 14. Lineage: Eukaryota; Metazoa; Chordata; Mammalia; Chiroptera; Phyllostomidae. The record is from RefSeq and is a predicted model, not a curated record. Gene Ontology annotation, biological process: mitochondrial transport. Bases 252 to 1229 code for a protein of 325 amino acids. The transcript is spliced from 11 exons. Gene Ontology annotation, cellular component: mitochondrial membrane.